This is a messenger RNA of Penicillium olsonii, 1503 nucleotides long. Lineage: Eukaryota; Fungi; Ascomycota; Eurotiomycetes; Eurotiales; Aspergillaceae. The record is from the annotation of a GenBank genome assembly.
AUGUCGAGAUCCUUCACGGGCUGCAAAAGAUGUAAAUCCCGCCGACAAAAAUGUGACGAGCAACGGCCAAAUUGCGGGCGGUGCCAGACCGCAGGCGAACAGUGCCAAUAUGCAAUGCAACUGCAGUGGGGUGGGCGGGCAUUCUCACGAUCGCGAUUUGGUGCCUGCGUCGGCACCGGGGGAAUGCAAAGACUAGAAUACUCUCCCGGGGAGUUCAUUUACACCACCAAGGCCAAGGCAGCGCAGUCGGGGUCAGAACUGACUCUAUCGCAACCCGUCGAUCCUUUUUCCUCCUUAUCCUCCGAUCAAAAGGCCCUACUACACCACUUUAUAAACGAUGCCUCCCAGAUUACCGCAUGCCAUUCGGGCAUGCAGCAGGAUAUAUGCCGCAUGCUAGUCCCCAUGGCUCUCCAGACUCCCUCAUUACUCUACGCCACCACUGCGCUCUCCGCAAUUCACAUUCAAGCCCUACACAAUCAGUCAGAAAGCGUGAAAUCAGCACCGGAUAUUGCCCGACUGAUGGCUCUCAGCCUCGAGCAUUUCCGCACGGAACUACAAAACCCCUCGUCCAAAGAUUCAGAGGCCCUGGUGGCGACUGCGCGAACAUUAUGUCUCGCGGAGAUCCAUUCGGGGGCUAUCAAUCCAAACUCGUGGAGGGCGCAUAUUGACGGAGCGAGGGCGUUAAUGAGGGCAUCCGAUUCAACCGGGGAAGACUCACUACGGUCUACGACCGGUUUCCGUCGAUACCUAGACCGCUGGUAUUGGUCGAUUGUAUCGCUCACUGCCUUAACAGGGAAUGGUCCUCCGAUUGGAGAGACCUCAGAUUUUGUGUCUUCUGAUCUGAUGGGCAUGGGCGGGUCCCCAGACUACCUGGACGACUAUUGGGGCUUCAGUGUUGAUCUCGCAGCCGUGUUCCGGCAGAUCGGGGCUGUCGCCUGGCGCAAUCAUGAAGCCGAGAAGGAUUCCGGGGGCUUUGUGGCGGGAGAAAUUGACAGCAAUGUUAAUGAUGAUGCUGAAGCGCUGGAGCUCGCAAUCCGAGGGCUCAUGAGUCGCGAUUCCAACUCACAACCUUCAUUCUACCCUGGAGCUGCCCAAAGCUUAUCGGCGGAAAGCGCGCAGCAGCUUCUACUGUGCAAUGAGGCUUUCCAGCAUAGCGCUCUCAUCCAAAUACAUCGUCGUUUGCGAAAAACGCCGACCACUUCACCGGAGGUACAGCAGUCAGUGCAGCGAAUUUUGGAAUGCACUGCGCAAAUUGGCCCUUCGUCAGGCCUCACGCCGUGGGUGAUGUUGACGACGCCGAUUUUCAUUGCCGGCUGCGAAGCACGCGGCGCAGAUAGAGAUAAAGUCAGGCAACUGCUAUCAUCUUUACAUGAUACCAUUCGCGUCCCGAAUGUCCUGCAGUCGCUCAGGUUCCUCGAGCAGUAUUGGUCAAAUCAGCUCAGCGAGGAAGAAGAUUGGAGUCAUUUCCUUGACCGAAUGCAAUUCGACUUUAUUCCUUACUAG